GUCUUCAAUUUGGUCAAUUCGAGGUACGGUAUUGCCAAAUUUGUGGGACGCUGAAAUGAAGUUACUGGUUGCUAUAUUGGUGGUUGCUGUGGCAUCCACAGCCUCAGCUAAUAUUUAUCGUGUUGAGCUGCAGGAGUCGCACUUUGCCUAUCAGCUUAAAAGCUUCCGACAGGCAUUAGACGAAUGUGCGGAGACUCUUGAAAUACCUCUAGAAGCAGUGGACCGAUUAGUGGCUUUUAAUUUCAUUACUCACGAACGGGAUUUGAAGUGUUUGAUCCGUUGUGCCGGCAUUAAUUUGGGCUGGUGGAGUGACAUAACCGGGGUGCGCGCUCCGGUGCUCGAGAGUUACUUCCAGCCGGCAUGUGGCGAUGUUGGAUACCGUAGACGCACACACGAAUGCAUCGAUGCGAAGCUAGUGAUUUGUCAGGACGAUUGCUCGAAGGCUUAUGAAUCGUUCCUGUGUUUCUUCCAUCAAUACGGAAAUCUCAAGUGUUCUGAAGAGUACAUCCCACUAUCUCAGUUGGAAGCCGUACAGGCUGCCAUUGAUUGUAUCAACGUCCUGCAAAUUCCCCGUGAGCUACUCGAGCAAUACAUUAGUGGAGUGAUUCCCGAUGUUCCUGCCACCCACUGUCUGUUCCGCUGUCAAUACUUGGCCGAGGGAUUGUACGACAGUCAGUAUGGACUUAAUUUGACGCGUUUCUACAUCCGUCACCACGACUACCCAUCGUUGGACUUCUUGACCGAAAACAUGAAGGCUUGCACUGAGUUGGCUCUGCGAGAGAACUGUGACGAGUGUGCAAGGGUAUUCCAGGCGAAAAAGUGUUUCGCAGGAUGUAGUGAGCCAGCCCACACUAUCGAGAUUUUGCGACAAGCUUCCGCAAUACUUCUUGGCUGUGACGCACCGUUGAUUAGUCCAGUGAUCAAAUUGGCCGGUCCGAAACCAUUGCUGGCCCCACCACUACCCCCACUCGCACCACCUCCGCCACCACCGUUCCUUGCCGGCCCCCAACCGUUCCAUGGACCAGCACCGAUUGCGCCCGCACUUCCCAUUGGCCCCCCGCCAGCAGUGCUUCCAUCACCUGCAGCCCUUUUACCACCAAUACCACCACCACCAGCAGCAGCUUUAACUCAGAGUUACUACCAGACGUACCAAGCACCACCUAGACCGAUUUGCAGACACUGCAAUAACGCGGUUCCAAAGUGCAAGUACUGUAAGAAGUAAGUUGUAAUAGAAUGAAUUGUUAGGGGUGCGGUUCAUUGUUACUUGUUAAUAUGUUUCUAUUUACUUAGUUGAAGGUUUGUUAUACACUAAGGUUUAUCAUUGUUAGUUCGAUACUCUGUUAAAUCUGCAAAUAAUAAAGAUAAUAAAUGCAA
Molecule: messenger RNA, 1374 nt
Organism: Toxorhynchites rutilus septentrionalis
Lineage: Eukaryota; Metazoa; Arthropoda; Insecta; Diptera; Culicidae
Product: general odorant-binding protein 45-like
Exons: 1
Coding region: 56-1222 (388 amino acids)
Biological process (GO): sensory perception of smell
Molecular function (GO): odorant binding
Source: RefSeq, a predicted model, not a curated record